UGCUGUGUUGUAUUUCCUAAGUGCGAAGCCUUGGUGAAGGCUGGUGGAGCACAGAGAAAUGCAGGCCAAAAUGCAGACUCUUGUCAGAUGCAAUGGGAGGAUUUUCCUGGCUGUUUGUAUAAUCCUCUUCAUGGGAUACACAGCACAAGGUGUUCCGGUGCAGAAAGCAAGGUACAAGAGAGUAAGAUGUAGACCUAACGCCUGGAUGUCUAACUGCAUUGAAGAAAAAGGACCACUGUUUGAAAUGCCUGAAGCUGGAUCCAACAGAAUCCUCCCUCCUAUGGCUGAUUCAUUUCUGAUGAAGACAUUUCAGGAGCAGCGUGAAAUUUUUCCACUUUCUGAAGAGGCAUCUGGAUCUGGGAUGGAAGACACAUUUGAAACAGAACCAGAAUCUGGGUCAGGAAUGGAUUACAAUGUAGAGUAUUCUAACAUGAUACUUCCUGACUUAGUGCUUCGCCAACAAAAAUCAGAGCUGAAGGAGAAACUAACAGAAGAGGAUUUAAUUCUGUAAGAGAGAAUUUUACCUCUGCCAUGAGGAUGAUUAUUUCCCACACUUCUCUGUUGUAUAACUAAGUGUGAUUGCUCUCAGGAAAAAAGCAAAUUUAUAAAAAUUAUAAACAAUUAAAAUGUGCCUUAUCUUUAUUACUUUUCUUUAUCAAGACUAUGUGAGCUUAUUCUGUGUUUUCUGUAAGUAAAAUAGCCAGGAAAAUACUGAGAAAUUGGAAUUUAAAAUAGCCUUCAUAAUAUCACUGAUACAGAUGUUAAUAUAGACAAAAAAGAUUGUAACAAUAUAUAUUUAAUAGGAGUAACUGUCCUACAGAUUAAUGUAACUUUAAAGUUAACUGUCUAGUUUCCUUUUAUCUGGUUUUCCUGGAUAAUUUUCUCAAUAAAAUAAUUUUGCAAAAAUGCUUACUUAUACUUUAUCUUAACAAAUAUAUUCCAUAUUAUUUUAACGCAAUUUUCAGUUUAAUAAUUGGUCUUUUUUAUAAUGCCUAUUAUACCUCAUUACAGUAUAUACUAAUAUUUUGGGUGUAACAUGAUUAUAUGAGACAUGACCUUGCAGAUCCAAGAACCACAGACCCCCUACAUUCAUUCUGUGAGACCUUUAAUAUUAGAGAUGUUAAAGAGCAACUUAACUUGUUAUAUUUUAAAUUGUUGGAUAGAUGGUUGCAUCUACUAAGUUCCAAAUCUAUUAACAUCUAAAUAUAACCAAGUGUUGGUUUGAUCUACACUUUUUGCAUACUGGGAUAAAAUCUAAAAAAUGUGUGGGGAAAUUGGUAAUAAACAUUUUUUUUUCCUGUAACCUUAA
Molecule: messenger RNA, 1309 nt
Organism: Gavialis gangeticus (Gharial)
Lineage: Eukaryota; Metazoa; Chordata; Crocodylia; Gavialidae
Gene: SRGN
Product: serglycin
Exons: 3
Coding region: 59-511 (150 amino acids)
Source: RefSeq, a predicted model, not a curated record